AUGCCUGAUGAACACCCCUCCAAAUGUCCAAAACUUCAAUUUGAAGAGAUAGAUCGUGAUCUAGGAUCAUGUAAACAAAUAUGUGAAUUUCCUAUCAACAAACAAGAUGAAAUCCGACGAGCUUAUCUCAUAGAAAGUCCAUAUCAACCUAAAAAUAUAGACUAUCCAUACAAUGAUGAUACUCAUCGUCGUCGAUUUCAACCUUCAUGGUUUGAUUCACAUAAGGAUUGGUUGGAAUACACACCUUCAAUGGAUGCGAUAUAUUGUCUAACUUGCUACCUUUUUAGUAAGAAACCAAUAGGUCGUCCCAGAUCAGAUGCAUUCAUUUCAACAGGUUUUAAUAAUUGGAAAAAGGUGAAAGAUGGAAUGAAUUGUCCUUUAAUUCGUCAUGUAGGAAAAGAACCAAACUCCCUACAUAAAAUUGUUGUGAAAUGUUGCGAGGAUUUAAAGAACUAUUCACGACAUAUUGACAAGCUAAUUGAGAAACAAACGUCAAAAGAAUUAGAGAAUAAUCGAUUGCGGCUCAAAACCUCAAUAGAGUGUGCUCGAUGGCUAGCAUUCCAAGCUUGUGCUUUUAGAGGUCAUGAUGAAAGCCUUGAUUCAAAAAAUAGAGGUAAUUUUAUUAAAUUAAUAAAAUUCACAUCAACUUUUAAUGACAAAGUAGCUAGUGUUGUCUUGGAAAAUGCUCCAGGAAAUGCCAAAUAUACAUUACCCACAAUUCAAAAGGAGAAUUUGCAUAUUCUUGCUAGUAAUGUGCAAAAUGCUAUUCGUGAAGAAAUUGGGGAUGCAAAAUUUUGCAUUCUUGUUGAUGAAGCCCGGGAUGAGUCGAAGAGAGAGAAAAUGGCCAUCAUUUUGAGGUUUGUUGAUAAAGAAGGUUUCAUUAAAGAGCGUUUCUUUCAUGUUGUGCAUGUUAGAGACACUACUGCAUUGACUUUACAGAAUGAGAUAUGUGCUGUCCUUUCUCAUUACAACCUCCACAUUGAAAAUAUUCGAGGUCAAGAAUGUGAUGGGGCUAGUAACAUGCGUGGUGAAUUGAAUGGAUUACAAGUUUUUUUUCUUAAAGAUUACCUAUAUGCUUAUGUACAUUGUAUGGCUCAUAGGUUGCAAUUAGCUCUAGUUACAGCAUCUAGAGAAGUAAAAGAUGUUCAUCAAUUCUUUGAUCAUUCGGUUAAUAUUAUAAAUAUUUUUGUUGGUUCUAGUAAGCAUAAUGAUGAAUUACAACAUGCUCAAGUAGAACAAGUUGAGAAUAUGAUUGCUUCUAAUGAAAUUGAGACUGGAAGAGGUGCAAACCAGAUUGGUACUUUGCAACGAGCUGGAGAUACUAGGUGGGGAUCUCAUUUUCAAUCUAUUUGUAGUUUGAUUAAAAUGUUUGAUGCUACUUGCAAAGUUAUUAACACUAUCCCUGAGGAAGGGGCUAACUAUAAACAACGCGGUGAUGCCGAGGGAGCUUAUCAGGUAUUAAUAUCAUUUGAAUUUAUUUUAAUCUUGCAUUUGAUGAAAGAGAUAAUGGGAAUUACUAAUGUUCUUUGUCAAGCUUUGCAACAACAUUCUCAAGACCUUUUAAAUGCCAUGCAUUUAGUUUCAACUACAAAAUCACUUAUUCAAAAGUUGAGAGAUUAUGGAUGGGAGGCUUUACUUGCUAGUGUUAUAUCAUUUUGUGAGCAACAUGAAAUUGAUAUUCCUGAUAUGAACACUCGUUACACUAAAGGUCGAGGUAGAUAUUGUUGUCAAGAUGACGAUUUAACAAUGGAAUAUCAUUUUAGAAUUGGCAUAUUUACAGUUGCAAUAGACUUUCAAUUGCAAGAAUUGAAAAGUAGAUUUUGUGAGCUAAUAACGAAACUUGUCAUUCUUAGUUUAGCUUUAAAUCCCAAGGAUGCUUUUAGAUUAUUCAAAAUUGUUCAUAUAUGUAAUUUGGUUAAGAAAUAUUAUCCUCAAGAUUUCACUUAA
Quercus lobata is the source of this 1947-nucleotide messenger RNA. RefSeq names its product zinc finger MYM-type protein 1-like. The record is from RefSeq and is a predicted model, not a curated record. The transcript has a single exon. NCBI's taxonomy places the organism in Eukaryota, Viridiplantae, Streptophyta, Magnoliopsida, Fagales, Fagaceae. The coding region runs from base 1 to 1947 and encodes 648 amino acids.